Messenger RNA from Eriocheir sinensis (Chinese mitten crab), 1005 nucleotides. RefSeq names its product 39S ribosomal protein L40, mitochondrial-like (gene mRpL40). The coding region runs from base 285 to 890 and encodes 201 amino acids. NCBI's taxonomy places the organism in Eukaryota, Metazoa, Arthropoda, Malacostraca, Decapoda, Varunidae. The record is from RefSeq and is a predicted model, not a curated record. Gene Ontology annotation, cellular component: mitochondrial ribosome; mitochondrial large ribosomal subunit. The transcript is spliced from 5 exons.
CUGUUAUGCAACGUUGCCAAACUGCUGUACUCAGCCUCUUAUGUUUGCCGAUUUCCGACCCAAAAACUACCUCCUACACCCAAAUAACCUACUUCAUAUAUAGUUAUCGUUAAAAUGGUUAAUUAUUGGUGUUUCUAGGCAAUAGUUAUGUAUCAGAAACCGGUAAAUACGAUGUUUUGAGUACGAUAAUCUGGCGACGGUGCAAGACAAGACCAGCACCCACGAAGACCUCAAGCCCCCAAAAUACUGAAGGACAAGCAGCCCUAAGGUCCCUCAUCACGAUAAUGUCAUUCAAAAACAUCCUGAUGUCGUCUAGCAGGCUCUGUGUGCCAGCUCAGCAGUGGUGCCAACGAAGCAUUACCACAGCCUCGUCACCACUGUAUUUCAGAUUAACUCAAUGUCUUGGAGCAGAACCUCUUAAGAAAAAGAAGAGAUUGGAUCCUAUGAUUGUUCGCCAGAGGGAAGAACGCAAAAAAAAGAAAAUUGAGAAAAUGAUCCGCCGUUUGGAGAAGAAUGCCGGCCAGCUGAAGCCAAUAGAUGAGCUAGAGGUGCCUCGCAAUAUUUUGCAGGAAAUAGACAUCAGGAAGAGACGUGAAGUGGCCAUCAGUGAAGAAGAGGAAGAGCGCAGAGCAUCCUUGGCCAAGGAGUGGUGUCAGUACAGGUACAAGCAGCACAUGGCAGAGGUCACCAUGAUUGACAAAAUGAUUGCCGCCAGAGACCGAGCACUGGAAGAACUGCGGCAAGAAUCUGAAGAUUUAUGGUUUGAAGCAAUACAAGUGGAUGCAACACUGCUGCCUUUUAAAGCAAAGGGACCUGUUUCAACCCCACCAAUUAAGGAUUAUGAUGCUCCAGAUGGAGAAUAUUAUAAUAUCACUAGGAAUUGGGAUUGAACUAUUCAUACUGUAAUAUUUUAAUAAUUGUAAUGGUUCAAAUGGUAGAUUAUACCAUGCUGUAAAUAAAAUAAAAAAUAUGCAAAGUUGGAUAAACAUGAAUAUAUAGAUUGUU